AUGAGUAUUAAUAGAAAACCGAUACCCACGGGGCCGCCGCCUCCAUAUUGUGAGAAUGGGUUCAAUGAGACGCAUCCUCGCCACGACGACGAUGGCUUUGAGCAAGAGCAACAGCAACAGCAACAGCAGCCUUUGAGAGAAGAUGGGAGACAAAGAAGAUGGGAUGGGGAGAUGUGGCGUCAACCGCUGAGCCAGUUGGAAAAUUGGAGUCAAUCACAGUUGGAAAAUUGGAAUCAACGGCAGGCUGCGAAUAAUAAUCGACCGGUUCCCGUGGCAUUCACAGAACUCCCUGAGAACCAGCCAUUCCCUCAACGACCUGUUCCUGUUCCAGCUCAAAACCCACAAUCUUUUCCCAACUCGCCGAAUGGAUCUUCGGGGUCUUUCCCACAACAACCAACUGGUGAACCUUCGUAUCGAUAUCUGUCUUUUCCUAAAUCCCCGGCUCAGAAUAAAUUCUCUCCUACGACGGAUCAUCAUCAACCUUCUCCAACAACGGAACAAUAUCAUUACGCGAGUAGUGAAGCGCGUAGUCCCUCGUUACAGCCGCCAUCACGAGAUCACGAAGUUACACAGCAACCGUCGGCUACCCACCAAUCAUCUACGCCUCCUUUGACGGAAUCACGAAUUCGGGAUUCUGAUUCGUCGGUUUCAACUCAGUUUAAGGUCCAACGAAAACCGCUACGCUCUUAUAAGAGUUCUCCUGCGGUGAAUACUCUGGCUCAACAGGGCGGUGCAGUGUCAGCGGAUACUCAAAGAGCUUGGGAUGUCCAGGCUGAGAAGUUGAUCAGAAAUAAUACUUUCAACGUAACUCCUCUUCCUCAACGAGUACCUGUGGAUUCGCAAGGGAAGCAACAGUUUCAAAGAAACGAUCAAUCGUACCCAAUUCAAGAACUCGAACGGCCAGACCUAUCGGUGAAAACUUCUAUCCCCUCACGAAUGAUGGAUUCAAAUCCGUAUCUUAGUCCCUCCACAGCAGGUGGUUCAAAUCUCUCAGUUUCCGCCCCAAACACCAGACCCUCAACAGCAUCCUCCUCGGUUAACUUUGGCGAAUCAACAAACUCCCUAUCCACCACCAUCACAUCCACCGACGCCACCAUCACAGAAACAAGCUCCACAACCAAAACCAAAUUCAACCCCGGCGCCGCAGUUCAAGAUGCUUUCCGAGAAGCUCGUCACUUCGCAGGUGGUCUAAUUCACCAUCCCGCUACAAGCACCAAACACUUUAGCAUCCUCCGUCACUCCCACGGUCUGGUAUUUUACCAAGGACCCAACACUUCACUAACCAUCUCUCUCUUCGCCUCGGAGCCUAUGCCCGAGACUCGAAGGAUCUAUCUCCAACCCAAAGGCUGGUCCGGUGGCACAGGCAUGCGUAUCAAACAAUUCGUCGGCGCAAGAAAGAACUGGCUCGACGUCACACCCAACCUCUGCAUCUCGGCCGAGCAACUGAAUCCCCGCGAUGAACGGGCAUGGCAGCGUGACAUCAAGAGCUUCAACAAGCGACGCGAGAAGACGAAGAAAAUCCAGAAACAUUUCCUGCGUGAGACGACGGUGAUUCGCAUCCCCAGCGACGCCGGCGAUGGUUAUUUCCAACUCAUCCUCUGUCUGGACGGGGUCAAACAGAAGGUUCUCUGUACGAGUCCUACCUUCCGUCUCCUUUCUCUAUCUACGAGUCCUAGUUCCAUGAGGGGUGCGAGUUUGUCGACUAUACCGAUGGAAAUGGGAAUCAAAGCCGUAGAGAUUUACGCGGCGAAGGUAGCGGGACCUGCGGCGAUGUUGGCGCAGAGUAAGAUAUUGAAUAAGGCGACGAAAGCGAGUGAGAAGUUUGGGGUGUUGAAUAAGGCGAGUAAGGUGCAGGAGAAGGUGGAGAAGGUGGGCAAGCAUGUUCCCAAGGGGUUUUUGGAGAAGGCUGCUGAGAUGGUGGAGGGGGCUAGUGGGGCGGAUGAUGCGAAGGUAUUUCUUCUUGAUUUUCUUUCUGUUUUCUUUCCCUCCCAUGCAAAAUAUGAAAAGGAAAGGAAAAGGAAAAGGAUGAAUACUAACAUACCAACCAGCCCAAAGACGGAGCCUACCUUCUCCUAGGCGGCGAAGACAUCUCCCUAACCCACGGUCCCCUCCCCCCCUACCCCAUCCACCUAACCGGGCAAUCCUCCACCGCAUUCCACCUCCCACCCCCCUCCUCUUCCUCUUCCUCUGACGACUACGACCCCCUCCCCCUUCCUCUACCCCUCAUAACCCUCACCCACACCCCCAGCACCCCAACCACCAAACUCUACGGGCACUACUUCGGCUGGACCCGCUACCAGCCCACCAAACACCAACUCGGCACCAUCGACGACGAGUGGCACUGUUCCGUGAUUUCAGUGUUAGCUCCGACCGCGACGCAGCUGCAGCGCGCGGAUUUCAAGAGCGUGAAUAAGAAAGUGUGUACAGUAAGGAUUGUGGAUGAGGUGGAUACGGAUUUGCCGGUCGAUGUCAAGGUGGAGGUUUAUGUCAUGGGAAUUUUGGCGGCGGAUGAGGCGCUUGUAGGCUCGGAGACGAACACGCCGACUGUGUUGACCUCCUCUGAUUCAUUUCCGUUUUAUGGUGAUGAGAAGGCGGGG
Molecule: messenger RNA, 2597 nt
Organism: Hymenoscyphus albidus
Lineage: Eukaryota; Fungi; Ascomycota; Leotiomycetes; Helotiales; Helotiaceae
Source: the annotation of a GenBank genome assembly